AUGAUGGAGUCUCUGGUGAGAGUUACAGAUUCCUUUGUGAAUACCGUGGUCCAAUUUGGAUCAAAGCUCACAAAGGGUUUGCUGGAAGAUCCUGAAACGGGACACAAAAAAGAAUUCACUGAAACCCAAAGUUACCUCGCCCUGAAAGUUCCACCCUUUGUGUUUGAAGGGGACAUUUUGGAAUUGUCCUGUGCCGCGUAUCCUGGGUACAGCGCUGGGGAAGCUGAACUGCACAAAGGAGAUCAGUUUAUAGGUUCCUCGCACUCUGGGAAUUUCAACAUCGGAAGCGUAAACAUGAAAACUAGUGGUUCCUACACGUGUUAUAGAUCAGUAAAACACCAUUUAAUUUAUUAUGGUAAAAAGAGCAGUGUGUACAUUUCUGUAAAAGAGCUCUUCUCAAAGCCAAUAAUAUCUGUGAAUUCAGGUCAAAUUCAGAUCAAUGAAGGAGGUCACAUGACCAUAACAUGUGACACAAAGCUCAGCCCACACAGAGCGACUACAGAGCUACAGUUUGUUUUCUACAGAAAUGGGCACAAUGUGCAGGGAUUCAGUUUAUCCAACCAAUAUGGAGUCCCCUCAGCUCAGAUGGAGGAUUCUGGGAAUUAUACCUGUGAAAUAAAAGCUCAAUCUGGGGGUGUGAAGAAGGAGAGUGACCCAAAAAGUAUCCAGAUAAAAGCACAGAAGCUUUCUGAUGUGAGUGUAAGACUUGAGUCAGCAGGAGGACAGGUUAUUGCUGGGGAGAGGUUGGAGAUUCUCUGCUCAGUGGAAAAGGGAAUGGGAUUAUUACGUUAUUCCUGGUGUAAACAAUCCAGUCUCAGCUGUGACACCAAAGAGUCUUCAGCUUCGGAGCAACGGUUUGUGGUAGAAAGUGUUGCUGAAGAUUAUGGAGGAGAAUAUCAGUGCAUCGUUACCAGAGCUGCUACUGGGAACUCCAUGCGAAGUCACAAGUUCUCCAUCUCUGUCCGAGUGAAGUUGGGCAAACCGGAGCUAAAACUUAGUCCUGGCAAAGUAGCUGUGGGGGAUUCUGUGGAUCUUUUCUACGAGUCCAAGAGUGGAUCUGUCCCAGUUGAUUAUGAAUUCUAUCACAGGAAUGAUUCAGUAGGGAAAGGUAAAGCUGAAAAGAAGGAAGAUGCUAAAUACCAGGUGACUGUCACCUCCAUCACCAUGACUGGACCCUACUCUUGUGCCUUGCAAAAUGAGGUCUCCAGCAAAAUGCAGCUCAGUGAGGGAGUUGUUUUGUCUGUAAUGGAACCAGUGGCAGAUGCCAGAAUUACCCCUGGGGAAGAUGAACUUUCAGUAAAAAUGGAAAACAAUCUGUGCUUAACCUGUUCUGUAGAAAAAGGCACUAGUCCCUCGUUCCUUUGGAUUUAUAAUGAGACAAUUGCAAAUAAAUCAGGACUGUUCCAGAUCCAAGAAUCUGGGAAAUUGCUUUGUAUAGAGUCAGCACAGCUUCACCAUGCUGGGACAUACAGGUGUCAGGUCAGCAACCAACUUUCAUCCAACAGGAUCUUCUCUGUUACCAGCAACAAUGUCACCAUAAGCAUCUCAGAGAAGAGCUAUCAAGUGAUGGGAAUUGGAAUCACAGUGGCUUUCCUGGUUCUACUUUUUGUUACUGCCAUUGUUACCUUCAAAUGCAGGAGCAACAACUGUUGCCAUUCCCCAAAAAGUUCAGGUAACACCACAUUGUUCUAG
This is a messenger RNA of Xenopus laevis (African clawed frog), 1692 nucleotides long. Its product is annotated as Fc receptor-like protein 2. The coding region runs from base 1 to 1692 and encodes 563 amino acids. NCBI's taxonomy places the organism in Eukaryota, Metazoa, Chordata, Amphibia, Anura, Pipidae. The record is from RefSeq and is a predicted model, not a curated record. The transcript is spliced from 8 exons.